AUUAACUACGCUGUCUGCAUCACUUCGCCUGGCUUUUUGUCUUUUAUUUUCAUCCCACACGUUUGGAGGCGACAAUACACCUUUUUGCUUGUAGUUCUCAAUAAAACCCAAAGAAGAAGAAGAAGUUCGCCUGUCUGGCGGUGGCUGUAUGGUUUGUGGUGUGUUUAGGUCUGACUGGUGUUUACAAUACCACACUCCGAAUGCGAUGGGAAUGCUGAAGAAAUGGCUUUAAAACAAAUCAUUCUCACGUUACUGACCCUGUUUGGGUUAGUAGCCAUCGGUGAUGCCCUGCGGUGUAACUGCACCAACUGUGCAAAGUCUGGUUAUGAGUGUGAGACGGACGGGGCCUGUAUGGCCUCCACCUCCUUCAUCCAGGGGCAUGAGCAGCAUGUAAGGAUCUGUAUUACCAGAGACAGCCUUGUGCCCCCUGGCCAACCUUUCUACUGUCUGAGUGCCGAGGGACUGCUCAACACACACUGCUGCUACACUGACUACUGCAACAGCGUCGACCUCAAGGUCCCCUCCCUCCCUGUGAGCUCUGGUGGCCCCUGGGGGCCGGUGGAGCUUGUGGCUGUGAUCGCAGGGCCAGUCUUCCUUCUGUGCAUGCUGCUGCUGGUGGGACUGUUCCUGUUCCAACACCACCAGAGGGCCUACAGCCACAGGCAGAGGCUGGAGGUGGAGGACCCCUCCUGUGAACACCUCUACCUGGCCAAGGACAAGACCCUGCAGGACCUCAUCUACGACAUGUCCACCUCCGGGUCUGGUUCUGGCCUGCCCCUGUUUGUGCAGCGUACCGUGGCCAGGACCAUUGUUUUGCAGGAGAUCAUAGGGAAAGGCCGCUUUGGAGAGGUGUGGCGGGGGAAGUGGCGUGGAGGAGACGUGGCGGUGAAGAUCUUCUCUUCCCGGGAGGAGCGGUCGUGGUUCAGAGAGGCUGAGAUCUACCAGACCGUCAUGCUGCGACACGAGAACAUUCUGGGAUUCAUUGCCGCCGACAAUAAAGAUAACGGCACAUGGACUCAGCUGUGGCUGGUGUCAGACUACCACGAGCACGGCUCUCUGUUUGACUACCUGAACCACUACUCUGUUACCAUCGAAGGCAUGAUCAAGCUGGCCCUGUCUGCUGCCAGCGGCCUGGCUCACCUGCACAUGGAGAUACUUGGAACGCAGGGUUAGCACAGCGGGGAGAUGAAUUAUACGCACCAUACACGUUCACUCAGCCCAUACCUGUUUACAUUCAUAGACUAGGCCGCGUUCAGCAGUUUUGGAACAUUCAGAUAGAAAUAUGUUAUGUUCAACAAACCGUCCUCUGACAUGUAGAACAAGGAAUCAUGUUGGCUCUAUUCAUGCCAUUUCUAUCUGCAAUGUUUGGCAACUGAACGUGGCCCAGGUAACCAGAUCAAUUGGUGGUUUAGCCAGCUCCUCUCUUGUUAAAAUAUUCCAGAUAUUUUUAACUGAUUUAGUAAGGAAGUUAGCCUUGUCCGAGCCAGAACUGCUAUAUGUAAAUAUAAGGUAUUCCAGAUAUUUGUUUUGCUGAUUUUAAUUACGUUUUUCAUCACUUUACAUGUUACACCCCUCACCAUGGCCAUAGCUUGCACCGAUUGCCCUUGAAUUUUGUAAGGAUUCUCAUUAGCUGAGGCCUUGACGACAGCUCAUCUUCCUGGCGUCCAACACACAACUAAAAAUACAUUACAUACAAAAUACUUCACUGUUUACAUAGUAGUAGACAUUACAAACCUUUAACAAAUAGACAGUACAGACAUGAAUUGACCUGGUUUAAAUAUUGUUUGCUCCCUCCAUUCCAGUCUUCCAACUCGGUGUGUGUUCCUCUCUAGGCAAACCUGGCAUCGCCCACCGUGAUCUGAAGUCUAAGAACAUUCUGGUGAAGAAGAAUGGCAUGUGUGCCAUUGCUGACCUGGGGCUGGCAGUACGCCACGAGUCCAUCUCUGAUACUAUAGACAUCGCCCCUAACCAGCGCGUUGGCACCAAGCGGUAUAUGGCUCCAGAGGUCCUGGAAGAGACCAUCAACAUGAAACACUUUGACUCAUUUAAGUGUGCUGACAUCUACGCCCUGGGGUUGGUUUACUGGGAGAUCGCACGCCGCUGCAACACUGGAGGUAUCCAUGAAGAGUACCAGCUCCCCUACUUUGACCUGGUGCCCUCUGACCCUUCCAUAGAUGAGAUGAGGAAGGUGGUGUGUGACCAGAGGCUGAGGCCUAACGUACCCAACUGGUGGCAGAGCUACGAGUCUCUGCGUGUGAUGGGUAAGAUCAUGAGGGAAUGCUGGUACUCUAACGGAGCGGCCCGCCUCACGGCUCUACGCAUCAAGAAGACCCUGGCUCAGCUCAGUGUCGAAGAGGACAUCAAGAUGUAAGCUCAGUGAGGGAUGGACGGCAGAGCCAUGUAGCUCGCUGGAGACUCACAACUACAGAAGACAUGAAUUGUGUCCCAAAGGGCACCCUAUUCCCAGUGUAGUGCUCUACUUUUGACCAGGGCCUAUAGAGCUCUGGGCAAUAGUAGUGUACUAUAUAUGCACUAGAGUGCCAUUUGGGACCAGGCACAGAGGACUGACACUACACAGGGAAAGAAAGGACUGAGACCAAAUCCUGCCAGUUAAGAAGCCACUCUCCAAGUUGUGACAAGGCCUACCUCAACUUUUUAUCCAAAACUACUGAGAAAUUCCCUUCUGCCCCUUCUCUCUUCCUCCCUUUGUUCUCCUUCACCAUGUUAUCCCACCCUCCUCUCCUUCCCUUUUCACCUCACUACAACACUACCGCUGUUAAUACUACCAUUAUUAUCAGUACAAACUGCCCUGUUCAGUGUGUUCUGAGGCAGGAAUUAUUACUAUUGUACAGUGACAGGAAUUUUGUUUUUUUAAAUUUAAAAAAAUACAUCUUAAGAAAAACAAGAUUUCCCUUCAACGGACUAGCCUACAUCCUGAAAACUCAUUGAUGUGACUUCAUGCCCACAUUUUUAAGUUAGAAUAUUGUGUUAUAACUUUUGUUUUCAUGGCAAUGUAUUGCUUUUGCAUGUGGGAGAGUAGCACAAGCACUGUUUUUGUCCCCAGCCCACCAUAUAAGGCAGGAAAGUCACUUCUAUAGGCAUGUCCCAAUAUACAUUAGCAGAGUAGACUGCAGCCAUUCCUAUACUGCUUUCAGAAGCCUGGAAUAGCCUGUAGUUUAUUGGACAACAUUUCUCAUUGGUCAUUUAACAUUGCGUUUUUAUUUAAACCAAUGUAGUUCUGCUACUUGAAUACUCCACAAAAAACAUGUUGCACUCAGUCUGACUCACUCCUCCUUGUACGUGACUCCUACAUGGAUCUAAUUUUACAUUAGCUCCAGUUUUCUUUAUUUAAAUGUUUUAAAUCUGGCAGGGAUGUUUUUUAAGGGUUUUAUUUAUUUGUUAAUAGUUGUAUUAUUUCAUAUUUUGAUGAAUACACUGUGAUAUGAGAUGAGGAAGCCAGUGUCUCAGCCAUCACAAAGAUGUUAUAAAUCAUCUUUGAUUAAGUUAGCUGGGGUAGCUCCAACCUCUAACUACCGGCUUUCACAUGUUCAUUUUAACAAAAUGGCCUCAUUUCACCUGUGGGUAGUGCUAGUGGCCAAUACACUGGGCAAACAAGAGGCAAUGAAAAUACUGUUUUAUUAUAGACACUACUGAUGGAUCUGUUUUGAUUUGUAUAUAAACAUCUGUUUUCUCA
Salmo salar (Atlantic salmon) is the source of this 3694-nucleotide messenger RNA. RefSeq names its product Activin receptor type-1B (gene acv1b). NCBI's taxonomy places the organism in Eukaryota, Metazoa, Chordata, Actinopteri, Salmoniformes, Salmonidae. The record is from RefSeq and is marked provisional. Gene Ontology annotation, biological process: protein phosphorylation; cellular response to growth factor stimulus; cell surface receptor protein serine/threonine kinase signaling pathway. Gene Ontology annotation, molecular function: transmembrane receptor protein serine/threonine kinase activity; ATP binding. Gene Ontology annotation, cellular component: plasma membrane; signaling receptor complex.